This is a messenger RNA of Clupea harengus (Atlantic herring), 3382 nucleotides long. RefSeq names its product threonine synthase-like 2 (gene thnsl2). Gene Ontology annotation, biological process: dephosphorylation; 2-oxobutyrate biosynthetic process. Lineage: Eukaryota; Metazoa; Chordata; Actinopteri; Clupeiformes; Clupeidae. Gene Ontology annotation, molecular function: pyridoxal phosphate binding. The record is from RefSeq and is a predicted model, not a curated record.
UAUUGCUUUGUCAUUAUCGCAUUUGAAUUCUAUCUACCCACAUGUAGCCUAGUAUUGGCCUGUAACUUAUUUAAACCAAUUUGAGCUACUGUGCUGUCAGCCUAUUUUGAAUAAGUUUAAAAUUGCAUCGUGGAAUAUCUGAUCAAUCAUUUUUUUUUUUUUUUAUUCAUUCAAGUUGUUACAAUGAUACUUUACCAGAAAGAAAGCUUCAGUGUAGGUCAAGGGUCAACGUUCAAGCGGCGCAUUAAAUUGGGAUAAGAUUUCUCAAAGCCGCAACAAUAAUUUGUUAUACAACUUGGUCGUACAGAAGGUGGCGUAGUUGUGCAUGCUUUAUCGAAGUUCGCCGUGAUGCGAACACUGUGUGUUGCACAGAAAUGUGUUCCUUUCUUGGACCCAUCUAUUUUUGUUCCCGUCGUCUAGCAGUGCUUCCUGCUUUAUUGUCCCCUGCGCCCGAUUUGCAGUGACUGGCUUUUGAGCUUCCUGCUAAAAUAUGCGCUACUGCAGCACGCGAGGAGGAGUGCAGGGAUGGGACUUCAGACAAGUACUGUUCUCUGGUUAUGCCUCUGAUGGGGGUAUGUUUAUGCCCGAGACCAUACCCACCCUGCCCCCUGAAACGCUCAGGUCCUGGGCUCCCCUGUCCUACUCGAAGCUGGUGUACGAGGUCUGCUCUCUUUUCAUUCCUGAGGAGCUGAUCCCGAGGAGGGAUCUGGAGGGCCUUAUUUCAGAUGCGCUGUCUACGUUUGCUGUGCCUGGCGUGGUGAGCAUAGCUAAGCUGAAAGACGGCCUCUCCGUCCUGGAGCUUUUCCACGGAGAGACGUUUGCCUUUAAAGACCUGGCCAUGACCUGCACCGUCCGCUUCCUGGAGUACUUCCUUCAGAAGGAGAGCAGCAGGGCCACCAUCCUCGUUGGCACCUCUGGGGACACUGGCGGCGCUGCGAUCUGCAGUGCGCGAGGCCUGCGGGGGGUGGACGUGGUGGUGGUGUUCCCCCGCGGACGCAUCACCCCCGUGCAGGAGAAGCAGAUGACCACCAACCUGGAUGACAACAUCCACGUGUUUGCAGCGGAUGGGACAUCAGAUGACAUCGACGUCCCCCUGCGUCGGCUGUUUGCGGAUCAGGACCUGGUGAGGCAGAACGGCCUGAUGAGCCUGAACUCUGUCAACAUGGCACGCAUCCUGGUCCAGCUGGCACACUUUCUGUACGCGUACCUGCAGCUGAGUGGCGUGGAAAAGACCCGCCCUGGAGACUCCCUGCCUGUCCUGGAGGUGGUGGUGCCCACUGGUGGGGCGGGCAACAUCGCAGCUGGGUGUAUUCUGAAACACAUGGGAGUUCCACUAAGACUUGUUGCUAUGGUGAACUCCAAUGACAUUGUGUGCCGUGCCGUGCAGAGUGGUGAUUUCUCCAUGGCAACCAGUGUCAAGCAAACCCUGGCCCCUGCAAUAGACAUACAGGACCCCUACAACAUGGAGCGUGUGUUGUGGCUUCUGUCGGGGAAGAAUGGAGCGCUGGUGAAACAGAUGUUGGAGGAGUUCCAGAGGUCUCACCGCCUCCCCCUACCAGAGGCACUUUAUAAAGAGCUGAGCUCGGUGAUGUCCUCGGGGAGUGUGUGUGAUGAGGGGAUCGUGGAAGCCAUGCGCCGGUGCUGGGAGGAGAACCACUACCUGGUGUGUCCACACACCGCAGUCGCCAUCUGGCAUCACUACCACACACCACCACGCCCAGGGGAAAACAGGUGCUGCAUAGCCACAGCGUCCCCUGCUAAGUUCCAGGCCGCAGUGCAGAAGGCUGGGCUGACCCUGGAGCUCCCGGAGGCGUUGAGGGCUCUGGAGAGCAAGGCUACCCGCUACACGGACCUGGAGGUGGGGGAGGACUGGGAAGCCAGGCUGAGGGAGUGCAUAGAGGCCAUCGGCUCGGCCAGGGCCAGCGGCCUGUGCUUUUACUCCGCAGACAAGAGAUGCUGAUGGAGACCAGGCUGCAGUGAGCAACCUGUGUCGGUCCUUUUAGAGGAAGAGUUUUAACUUUUUUUUAAUAGCACUUUUAUUCACAAUGAUUUAAAAAAAAAAAAUAUGAAAUGUGGAAAUAAUUAAAGCACUUUUAUUUUCAUACACGGAGGUAAUUCGAAUCGCACAACAAAAUAUUGGUGCCAAAGACAAGCUGACUGAAAAAGACGAUUGAUAAAAACUUACAAGAGGUUUGCUGAAGUGUAGACAUAUAAUAAGUAAUUCAUAUUUGGAGCAGUUCAAAUGAAGGCAGGGUUGCCCCUUAGCCUCAGGGAUUGAUUACUGCAGUGCUGGUCUAAUGGUAAAUGCUUUUGUGUUGUGUGUGGCACUACAAGUUAGCCGUACCCUGAUGACUAGAGGAUGCCAUAAAUAUAUUUUCCGCUGUUUGUUUUUUCUGCCCAGAAGAAGAAUACAAAUUACCCUUAAAGGCUAUUCCUAUGAAGCAGAUACUCCUAAUUGAGUUAUCUUGUGUGUGUGUGUCUGUGUUCUUGGAUUAUGUGCGUAGUGUGUGUGUGUGUUGUUGGAUGAUGUGUGUAGCUUGUGUGGAUGUUGGUGUUUGUGUGUGUGUAGUCAGUGUUUCUGUACUCUUGUUUGAUACAUGCUGUAAUUGUUCUUUGAUUACAUGAUUGUGUAUCUCUUCCUAUCAGCAGGGCCCUUUGCGGCUGUGUCUUCACUCCAUAUAAGUUUAUGGGCCGUGGUUUUAUGGGUGCCAGUGUUCCUGACCCGCUGGACUCUGGACCCAGCGUUGUAAUCACGCGCUCACAUAAUUAUCAACAGAGUUCCCAUGCUUAAUAUCGUACACACAUCAACGUGUUCUAUUGAUGACUAUGAUUGAGGCAUUGGGCUUUUCUCACGAUUCACAAUUACUCCUUUAACUUUCUUUUGAAGACCAGAUACAAUUAUUGUGUCUUCUGUGUCUAUCUAUGUCAUUACAUAGUUUGACACAAAUGGUUUUCUAAGCAGUGAUUAUAUUCUGUGGGCCUUAUUUUUAUUCAUUACUGUAAGCGUGAUUCCUCUGGACCUUAGUAAUUCUCUGGUGAACUAAUUAAUAUACGAUGUGGAAUAGCAUCAUUGUCAGGCUAAAUCUACUACCAGCUCCAUCCAGAUGCAACUCUCUAUGUAUGCACAUGUUUUAUAAUACAAGGUAUUAUAAACAGUGCAUACAUCAUGCAUACAUCAUGUACUCAGGAAUUUUCUCUAAAGGUGCUAACAUCUUUGGUUGUUUUGAAGUUUAUUUUUAAAUACUUUUUAUCCAUCAGUGUUCGCAAAACUACAUGUCUGAGUUGGAUCAGUAUGUUGCAAAUGUUGGUUAUUCUUAUAGAUGACAAGAGUUGUAUUUUGCUGACUUCUUUUGCAAUAAACCGAUAAGCGGUUUACAAAGAG